AUAUUUUACAACUUGAUGGUUUUCAUUGUUUCCGUUUAGGCGUGUUUAUAUUGAAGAAAGUCUAUUCUUGUCCACAAUUUCCCUCGAUUUCAAGUUUCUAGUAAUUCAAGAGUGGUUACUAACUGUUCAGGGUUGAGGGUACCAGGGAACCAUGCCUCUGUUUGGCUCCUCAAAAAAGAGUCCAAGUGAACUGGUGAAGAACCUUCACGACUCUCUGCAAGUCGUGGAUAAAGAACCAACUGGAAGCAAGAAAUCUGAUAAGGCUUUAGAAGAUAUUGCUAAACAGUUUAGUGCAAUUAAAACAGUCCUGUUUGGAUCUGGAGAUCAACCUCCCCUGGCAGAAAAUGUGGCUCAAACUGCUCAAGAGAUGUAUAACACAGAUCUGUUUGGGCUUCUUGUUGAACACCUUCAGAAACUAGAUUUUGAGAGCAAGAAAGAUGUUGCCCAAAUAUUCAACAGCAUUCUACGGAGGCAAAUUGGGGCUCGCCUUCCCACAGUUGAAUAUUUGCUUGAUAACAAGGAAGUAUUGUUCAUGCUUGUGACGGGGUAUAUUAUGAACCCACAAUGCGACCAGCUCCCAGCUGGCUUGAUAACUCAGUUGUUUUUUGGUCAUUAUUCCAAGUUACUGAACUCUGAGAAUUAUGUUACGAGAAGACAGUCACUUAAGCUUCUUGGAGAGCUGCUGCUGGAUCGUCACAACUUCACCGUGAUGACAAAAUACAUCGGUAAUACGGACAACCUGAAGCUUAUGAUGAAUCUGCUGCGAGACAAGAGUAGGAACAUUCAGUUUGAGGCCUUUCACGUAUUCAAGGUAUUUGUUGCAAAUCCCAAUAAAACAUCACCUAUCCAUGAAAUCCUGGUGAAAAACAAAGAAAAGCUUGUGGAGUUUUUGACCAGCUUCCACAAUGAUAGAACAGAGGACGAACAAUUCAACGAUGAAAAAGUCUAUCUCAUCAAGCAAAUUAAAGAACUGUAACCAAAUGCACAUGGCCACUGUGAACUCAGAAUUGAGAGAACAUGUAGAUUUUAUUUUGUAGUCAAUGUCAAGCAGAUUUUUAACUCCAUUAAUCUUUACCAUGUCUUCAGUUAGGAGUUGCUUAUGUAGUUCUUAACGUCUGGACCGCGUAUUAACCGAGAAUGUUUAUACGGUAGAAGUUAAUGUCAGGGACAGAGCUGAUUUAGCACGGCAGCAGUGAAAAAACGUCUUUGAAUAAGACAGAGUACAGUAAGCAGUUUUUGUGUGCACCGUGUAAAAAUAUAACUAAUGACCAGUAUAUUAUGAGUAAGAAUGCAUGGUAUUCACAAAUGCCAUCAUCCCUGACCUUUGUCUUGUUUCCAAGUGAAGGUGGAGAAAUUACUUAGUCGAAAGUUGUAUCAUCGGCUUGGUAUGUUAAACACUGAAUCAGUUUUAAUUUUGAACUUUACAGUUGAAAAAUUGCUUUGCUACACCUGCUAGUGAAUGAAUUGUUUAUUAUUGCACAAAAAAAUCAAGCCUUUUGUCAGUGCACAGUUAGGGAAACUAAGACCAUUGUGUAUCUGUUCAGAGUCCCUUUUGAACACUUUUUCAAUGUGUGUGUGCUCCAGAAUGCUCAUCCGUUGAUAGAAUUAAUGAUAUUAUGCAAGCAAACAAAACAAUCUUAUAAUGUGUUUUCCUUGCAACUGUUUUCUGUUAUUAUGUUUAGGGAAGACACUCAAUCCUAGCAUUGUCUCAUUUUUGUAAGACCAUAGAGACUCAAUUUGUCACUGUAUCAUUUACAAAUGAUUCUUGUAGAUUUGGAAAAUCAAAGGCGUCCAUUUAUGAAUACAGUAAGACCUGCCAUAAUUCCAUCCAAGUAUAGGAUUGAUUAUACGAUAGCUAUUGGUCGUAAAAACAGCAGAGUAACAGCAAUUUUCAAAAAGGAAACACGAUUUUUCAUUCUACAAAACAGGUUUCGACAUUCCUAUUAAUUAUCAUGUAAACUUGUAGUGUUAGUCUUGGGAAUAUGUUUUUUUUGUAAUACUCAUUAUUGGAAAUGCUUGUUGGUGAAGAUAUAGCGGGUGUGAAAUGAUGUAACAGCGAUGUUGAGUACUGUAAAGUUAACCACAUGUCGAUAUUAUAGUUAUGGGUAAUUUAGUUUU
Orbicella faveolata is the source of this 2118-nucleotide messenger RNA. RefSeq names its product calcium-binding protein 39-like. The record is from RefSeq and is a predicted model, not a curated record. Lineage: Eukaryota; Metazoa; Cnidaria; Anthozoa; Scleractinia; Merulinidae. Gene Ontology annotation, biological process: intracellular signal transduction. Gene Ontology annotation, molecular function: protein serine/threonine kinase activator activity.